AUGAAGAUUGUUUUGAUUUUCUGUCUCGUUUUUUGGAUGAUGUGUUCAGUUGAUGCAAAACACCACAGUAAGUUGUUUUUAAUGAAAGUCUGAACUUGUGGCGAAAAAUAUUAUCUAUUUUAACUCAAUUUACAGUCUUUUCAGUAAUCUUCUCAAAAGGCGAUCUUUUUUUUAGGAGGUUGUCAGCGUUUCUCUAAAUUCAUCUUGCAAAUUAUCCUCUAAAAUUGUCUGUUUUGUGUUUUCGCUUUUUGUGGACGUGAGAAUCACGGUUGUAACGUACCGUAGAGACAAAUAAUACGCGAUCUUAUUCUGAGAUCAAUCACCCAAGAAAUAAAAAAUGGUAAUUAUUUUUAAGAGGUCUCUUAAGAGGUUGAAAUGAUAUCACAGACGUGUAAAUAGACGUGUUAUGUUGAUUAAAUGACGGUUUUUUUUUUCUUUGAGAAGCAUAUCGUAACCCGAAGCCUCCGUUGACUAAACUACGGCUGUAAAACGACUUUAUCACAGGCAGAGUUAUCUUUAUAGGCAAAUUUCCCUCGAGUUGGUUUUGGGUAAUUUCUACAACGCAGAUUUUUGACAAAUAAUAUCCUUGUCUUAAUAUCAGUGACACAUUAUUUUCAGUUUUCAUCAUUCACCACGAUCUUUGUUCCUUAACCCUUUUACGCCUAAGAGUGACUAACAUCUAGUUUCUCCUUACAAUAUCUCCCCUGAAUCACAUAUGAAGGUCACAAGAAUAAGGAAAUGAUCACCAACUAAAACAGUAAUGAGAAUAUGCAUUCUGAUAUUAGGGUGUAAAAUGUUAAUUAACGUUUCUUGCAAAAUAUUCAAUAUCAAUAUACUAUGACACAAAAAUAUGGUUACAGAUGUUUUUAAUGAGUGUUAGAGCAAACGACCUGUUUUUUUUUUUGCGCUGAGCGGGUUGUGCGUGUGCGUGUGCUCUUUGGCAGUUACAGUUGGCACAAACAACCUAAUCUUAGAAUUUAGACGAUGGUAUUUUUGGUGAAAAAGGUUAAGUGUAUCUUUAUGGUGAUUUAUCUAGAGAGUGUGGUUUAUUUAGUUGCUUCGAGUGCUUUAACUGAAUGAUCGAGAGCUCGAACUGGUGCUCAAGUUGGUGAAUUUAGGUAUGUUUUCAAACGAUUAGGCCGUUCACUGGGCAGAACCUCUUUACAUCCAGAAACUCUUUGUCGGUACUUUCUUACAAUCUCUGAAAAUAAUAAUAAUAAUAAUAAUAACAAUGAUAAUAAUAAUAAUAAAAUGCUAAGAUCUGGACUAAACUGCUCAGGAUGAGUACCUCACUAAGAAAUGUUAGACUCUAAAUUGAAACUACUGACUGUUUGUACAAAUAACAGUAAUUCUCCAAAAUGAUUUAACGUAACUCACAUGUUGUGUUUCUUUACAGAAUCAAAGUCUCAUGGCAGAUUAGGACAUCACAAAUCCAGUUUAGAGGAAAAACCCUUGAAAAAAGGUGAAUACGUGAUGAGAAGCUAGAACUGAACUGGAUGCCUAAUUGUGCCGUCCGUAGGAGGAUCCUUGGGGGCGACUCGUUAGUGAUCGUUGGCUUGUAACAAACAAACAAGCUCUUGAGUUUCCCACUCGGCAGGUUCUCUGAUCGCGAGCUUUAAAUUAUGUGCAGGUGGCAGAUGAAGCCGAGGGAAAAACAUUCAAGUGUGUCUUGAGACGGGUCAUUAGGUGAACUUUAUCCUGGCACAACUAAAAUCCCCACCCUCCCCUCCCCAGGCGAUUAAUAAUGACUAGCCCCACACUACUUUUGCUUUCCGAAUUUCAGUCGAACUAGCAAUAAAAAUAAGCGAUAAAAAUAAAGAAAUUAUUGUACGUAGAAUGAGAGAGAUGGUAAGUUUUGAGCUCGCUAAAGAAAUUUAAAAAGAUAUUUUUCGUCUUGUCUCGAGCGUGGGACAAAGAGAAAAAUCCUCAGUCCUCAUGAGGAAUCGAACCUCAGACCAUCGGAUUCCGCGCUCCGAUGCUCUACCACUAAGCCAGAGACUCUAUCCUCUAUUUAUAGACAUGACGCCAUCGACAUUGCUGAUCCUAGCGGUAUGCAGGACGCUUGUCAUAUGAACUUCGUAAUAGACCUCGCUCACCGUAGAGUCUCCGUGGCUCAGCGAUAGAGCAAGCUUUGAGGUUCGAUUCCUCAUUCCCACGCUCGUGACAUGACGAAAAAACAUCUUUCUCUAAAAUUAUUUCAUGAACGUUUAACAUGCCACCUCAGUCAGCGGCGAAGCGGGCGGGUUUCGAGUUUGCAAGCGAUUGAUGCGUGGGAGUGUUUGCGAGGAAUCCACAAAGGUUCUCGUAAAAUAGUGAGAGAGCUUUAAAAGCUCCCUCACGCUCGCGUAGCUCGACGAGUCGAAUCUCGCGGACUACACCGCUCGUGACGAGGCGCUAACAAGAACUUGUUCGCACGCUAAUGCCUGCCUAUCUCGCAAACUAAUUCUUAAGCUUGGAGGUCCGACCAGAACUGGCCUGGGUUUGAGUCUUCACGGGAAUUCAGUUUGUUUUUCAUAACAAUCUCGAGAGCAAUGUUUAUAACCUUUUCUCUACGUUAGCGUUUCCUGGCAAACUAUUUGUAUUUGUUGUUAUCUUAGACCAACCAGCCAGCCGUCACGGUAUUUUCGAUCGUGGAGAAUCUGGGGAAAGCAGCGAAUCGGGCGAGUCUGGUAAUGGGAAAGCUGCAGACAGUGGCGAUUCUGGCGAGAGCCCGUCGACUGCUGAGAGCGGGGACAGUGGUGAGAGCGGGGACAGUGGUGACAGCGGUGACUCUGGCGAUAGCGGUGACUCUGGCGAUAGUGGGGACCAAACCAAUUCAAAAUAAAAUGAAGAAAAUAUUUUUUUUAGAUGCACCAUCGAUAUGAUUCAAAGAGUGUGACUUUAAACACCUUCAAUUGGCCUGAAGAUCAAUAAACGCAUGCACAAACGGCA
This is a messenger RNA of Pocillopora meandrina, 2931 nucleotides long. The record is from the annotation of a GenBank genome assembly. NCBI's taxonomy places the organism in Eukaryota, Metazoa, Cnidaria, Anthozoa, Scleractinia, Pocilloporidae.